Molecule: messenger RNA, 864 nt
Organism: Darwinula stevensoni
Lineage: Eukaryota; Metazoa; Arthropoda; Ostracoda; Podocopida; Darwinulidae
Source: the annotation of a GenBank genome assembly
AUGGGGAGAGGCCUAGACGGGCCAGGGGGUGUGUGGGAAAUCCUGAAGAACCAGAGAAUCCUCUGGGUCCAGGAAGGAUAUUCUACCUUGGACGUGUUUCUCGCCCACUCCUCCAAGCUGAUCCACGGGACGGGGAGGAGCAUCCGGAUUCUGCAUCUGGACGGGAAGGAUCUCCGUGAGGCUCCUCACGGAUGGAAUCACGACCUCCUCGUCCCCGCUACUUUUUCUUUUACCAUCGAAGGGACGACGGGGGUGGGGAUCGGGGACUCCCUCUUUCUCGUGGGAGGGAAGAGAAAUCCCCGUUCGGGGCUGCGACUGGAUCUCCGCAGUGGCGAAUGGAUGCCUCUCCCGGACACGAUCAGAGGGAGAGAGAAGGCAGCUUUGGUGAUGUGGGACCCGCACAACAUCCUCAUCUUGGGGGGAAGGGACCCCGAGAAGGAUGCAGUUCACUCCAGCUGCGAGCGUUUGGACACGCGACAGGGGCAGUGGUCCCCCUUUCCCCGAGACAUCCCACUUCCGGUUCAAGAUCACGCAGCCGCCCUUCUCGACGGUCACGUAUACAUCUCGGGGGGAUUCAGAGACGAGGAAUCUCUGGGGGAAGCGUGGAGGUGUCGGGCGAACGGAGAAGGACCCUGGGACCCGCUUCCAUCGUUACGAUUCAACAGACAUCUCCAUGGGAUGAUGGGAGACGGCGCAGGGCGACUCCAAGUCGUCGGCGGGAGACACGAAAAAGUGGGGGAAUGGAUUGUAGAAGUUCUCUCCACGGAGGUGCUUAACUUGGACGAAGGAAGAGGAUGGGAGAGGCAACAGGAACUUCCCUUCGUUCGUGUGUUGAAGGCAAGCGGGAUGGAGUGCGUGGAGUGA